Molecule: messenger RNA, 1410 nt
Organism: Corylus avellana
Lineage: Eukaryota; Viridiplantae; Streptophyta; Magnoliopsida; Fagales; Betulaceae
Source: RefSeq, a predicted model, not a curated record
AAUACCCAGAGUCUUUCAGUGUUUUUCAGUUCUUCUCAUAUCCUUUGCGUUUUCGUGCAAAGUUGCAAACCCUCGUCUCCAAAGCCACCAUAGGACACACGCUCACAUCCACAAACCAUGGCGCUCGACAAAUUCGUUUCAGCUCCGGGCCCGAACCCGACGACCCAACCGAGCAAGGUCCGGUGGGGAGAGCUCGAUGAGGACGACGGUGAGGACUUGGACUUCCUGCUCCCGCCUCGCCAAAUAAUCGGUCCGGACGAGAACGGAAUCAAGAAAGUGAUCGAGUACAAGUUCGACGAAGACGGAAACAAGGUCAAGAUCACGACCACGACCCGGGUCCGGAAGCUCGCUAAGGCCCAGCUGAGCAAACGGGCAGUGGAGCGCCGGUCCUGGCCCAAGUUCGGCGACGCGGUUCGUGAGGACGUUGGUAGCCGACUCACCAUGGUCUCCACCGAGGAGAUCCUUCUUGAGCGCCCCAGGGCUCCUGGUUCUCUCUCUCUCUCUCUCUCUCUCUCUCUCUCUCUUUACGUGUGUUUUCAUGUGUUCAUAUUUGUGGUUUUGAUUUGCUUAAUUUGAUUUUCUGUUUGGUUGCUGAGGAAUGUGAAUGAAAACGAGAUCUGAAAAAUAUGUAUUUUAAAGGUGUUUUGGAUUUUUAGAAACGCAAAAUUCGUUUUUUUUUUCCCCUUGUGAGUGAAUUGUGAGCAUUCAUCUAAACUAAGCAAAAUGGUUGAAUUAGAAUAGCUCAUGGAGCUUUGGUUUCCAAGGGUCUCAAUUGAUUAAAAAUCUAAGCAUCGGAAAAUUCACAAACUUUAGGAUUGUCUUGGUUUCUCUGUGUCUAAGCUUGUAGCUAAUUUAGGAUCUUAUAGUCGCUUAGUAUGAAUGGACAAUCUUCUGGAAAGAAAUCUAUGACCUUUUAAGACAAACUCUACACUGUGCUGAACAUAGUAGAUUCAUUGUAUUGUAGACUUAGAAAUAUCUGCUGUUGCUACCUUCAAUGACUUGUAUUGUGGCUAUGAAAAUUUAACUAUUGGUGGUUAGAAUUAAGCAAAACUAAGAAACCAGAUGGCUUCUCUUUCUCUAUGGUUGGUGGGUCUUUUUCAGUGAUUUUAUGUUUGCCCAGGCCAGUGGAAGAGGUUACAAUCAAAUCUUGUUUUGUCUUCUCUCUUUAAUUUUUAUGCUGUCACUGUGAGUUUUGUCACUUUAACAAAUAACACUUUGUCCUUUGUAUCUGCAAUUGUUGUACUUUAAUUGUGGGUCUUAUAAUGGGUUGAAGCCCAAAUAUACCAUUUAAACAAUGCUCGAUUAUAGCCCAUGGGGCACCUGCCUUUUAAAGUUCUUAAGUACUUCUCUAUUUGCUGAGAGAGUUGAUGAAUAAGAAAUUUAGUUCAAUUGCAGUAAAAACUACAUAGA